AACCCCUCCACCACCCCCUAAACCCCACAACCCCACUCUGUCCCCAGUACCAGCCGACGCCUCGAACCCGUCCAGCGUGGUGGUGUCGGUGCAGAACGUCAGCGCGGCGCUGGGCUCGCUGGCCGUGCUGCCCUGCCAGAGCCAGCGCAUGGUGUGGACGCAGGAUCGCCUCAACGACCGGCAGCGCGUGGUGCACUGGGACCUGCUCAGCUCCUACUACGGUGAUGGGCGCACGGAGAGGCUCUGUGAUAUGUACUCGGCCGGGGAACAGCGCGUCUACAGCUCCUACAACCGCGGCAGGAUCCGCAUGCCCGACAACGCCUUCACCGACGGCAAUUUCUCGCUGGUUAUUGAAGGCGUUGCCGAGAGCGACGCGGGCACCUACUCGUGUAACCUGCACCACCACUACUGCCACCUGUACGAGACGGUCAAGGUGCAGCUGGUGGUCACCAAGAGAGGUGGGCGGGGGUCUCACGGGGGUCCCUGGG
This is a messenger RNA of Malurus melanocephalus (red-backed fairy wren), 488 nucleotides long. Its product is annotated as matrix remodeling-associated protein 8-like. Gene Ontology annotation, cellular component: membrane; cell surface. The record is from RefSeq and is a predicted model, not a curated record. The annotation marks the transcript as partial. Gene Ontology annotation, biological process: establishment of glial blood-brain barrier; cell adhesion. The transcript is spliced from 2 exons. NCBI's taxonomy places the organism in Eukaryota, Metazoa, Chordata, Aves, Passeriformes, Maluridae.